GUUGGACAGAUAUAAAUAGCGGCAGCAUGUGUGUUGGGUGCAGAGGAGCCCAGUUGCUGUCGUAAAAGCCAACGAUUGCACAGAGCCAUUUGACUGAAGUUGUGUCUCCUCCGAGCAAGUCCUUGUGCACUGAGCCUUUCUGGACUAACAGAUGACCACAGAAACAGAGGAUGACUUUUACCAAUCAGAGGAUGACUUGGAUGAAGAUGAGGCGACGCAAUAUAUAAUUGAACAAAGCCUCAUUCAGUAUAGAAAACUUAAAGGGUUGAAUCCAAGUGAUCUGAAACCAAGUGAAGACCCUGAUGAGAUCUUCAAAGCAAUCAAGGAAGGUGAUGAACAUACUCUGGACAAGCUAGCACUACAACCAGAGACUCACUCCAGAGUCGAUGACCGAGGAUGGAUCCCUCUACAUGAGGCCGCAGUGCAGGAGAAUAAAAGGAUACUAGAGAUCAUCUUUUCAGCAUCACCCCCGGGUGCAGCCCAGUGUCGCACUCUAAAGGGUGAGACGCCGCUGUUUCUAGCUGUGGUUCAUGGGCUCAGAGAGAGUGCUACGUUCCUGUUACAGAACGGUUCUAGCCCAGAUCUCCAGAACGAUGAGCAGGAUUCUCCGUUAGUGGCAGCCAUUCUGAAUGACCAGUAUGACUUGGCCACGCUCUUGCUACGCUACAAUGCCAGUGUAGAUCAAACAGGACCACUGAACAGGACAGCUCUGCAUGAGUCCUCCUUCUUAGGCCUGGAGAACUUUGUGUAUCUGCUCCUGGAUUCUGGUGCUAACCCUAAUGCAUGUGACAUCCAAAAGAAAACUCCCCUGGCUCUGGCUGCACAGAACGGACAUCUGAACGUGGUGGAGGUCCUGUUACAGAAAGGGGCUCAUGUGUGGUGUGAGUCAGAGUCCGGCACUAUCUUGUUUGAAGCCGCAGCAUCAGGAAACCCGGACAUAAUCUCCUUACUGCUUGACUAUGGGGCAGAUCCCAACCUACCUCUUUACAGUGGGCACCUGCCAAUCCAUCGUGUGGCCUACCACGGACACAUACUGGCUCUGGAGCGGCUCAUCCCUGUGACUAAGAUGGAAGCUGUAAAGAAGAGUGGUAUGAGUCCUCUCCAUUCUGCAGCUGCUGGUGAACACGCACAUUGUGUGGAGAUGUUGCUCAAAGCUGGCUUUGAUCCAAACUUUAUGCUUCACCAGAGGGUGCGCUGCAACUACGAUGAUGAGCGCAGGUCUGCCCUCUUUUUCGCCGUGUCCAACAAUAAUCUACAGUGCACCCGAUUGCUGCUGGAGGCUGGGGCAAUGGUGAACCAGGAUCCUAUCAACUGUUUGCAGGUGGCUCUCAGACAGGGCAAUUAUGAACUGGUCAACACGCUGCUGAAGUCUGGAGCGAAUGUGAACUACUACUCCAGAGUCAACACCACCCACUUCCCCUCAGCACUACAGCACGCUUUGAAAGAUGAAGUCAUGCUGAGGAUGAUUCUGAACCAUGGAUAUGAUGUUAAGCGCUGCUUUGACUGUCCCUAUGGUGAUAGUUCUCAUGACUACGCUCCUUGGACGACCUCAGUCAUCAAUGACAUGGUGUUCUGUGAGGUGAUAACAGUGUCCUGGCUGAAGCACAUCUCUGCUCAGGUGGUGCGCAUCAUGCUUGACUACACCGACCAGGUCUCCUUUUGCACCAAACUCAAAGACACCUUGAUGGAGCAGAAACAGUGGCAGGAGAUCUGUCACAUUCAAAGAAACGCACGCAGUCUGAAGCACCUGUGUCGGCUGCAAAUAAGGGAGCAUUUCAGUCGACUGCACUUGAAAGCUCCAGUUUUCAUCAACUUUCUUCCUCUUCCUCCCAGACUUAAAGAUUACCUGCGUUACAAGGAGUUUGAUGUCUACAGCAGGGGAAGCAUGUGAAAGAAGGAAACAGACCAUAACUAUCCAUUAUUUGUUUGCCUCAUUGUUUUCUGUUCUGGACAUUCUAUUGGUGUCCCAAUGCAUAUUGUAUGUUCUUUUUACG
Notolabrus celidotus (New Zealand spotty) is the source of this 1994-nucleotide messenger RNA. RefSeq names its product ankyrin repeat and SOCS box containing 14b (gene asb14b). Bases 152 to 1891 code for a protein of 579 amino acids. Gene Ontology annotation, biological process: intracellular signal transduction. The record is from RefSeq and is a predicted model, not a curated record. The transcript has 10 exons. Gene Ontology annotation, molecular function: protein binding. NCBI's taxonomy places the organism in Eukaryota, Metazoa, Chordata, Actinopteri, Labriformes, Labridae.